GAUCUCGCCGCGUCCAUUCAAGAACUCCCCAGGACCACCUCCAAGCCGCAGCAGCCCGCAGCACAACCGCUCCACCGGCCGGGGCCGCCCAUCCAUUUCCAAAGCCCGCCGCCACCGCUGCGUGCUCCGCGACGGCGGCGCCAAUGGCCGACCGCGUCUACCCGGCCGCCAAGCCCAACCCGCCCCCGGCGGCCGCGGCCGCCAGCGGCAACGGCGGCGCGCCGGCAUCGUUCCCGGCGCCCAAGUCGCAGAUGUACCAGCGGCCCAUCUACCGGCCGCAGGCCCCGGCCAAGCGCCGGCGCGGGCGGUCCUGCCGGUGCAGCUUCUGCUGCUGCUUCUGCUGGGCGCUGCUGGUGGUGAUCCUCCUGGCGCUCCUCGCCGCCGUGGCGGGCGGCGCCUUCUACCUCCUGUACCGCCCGCAGCGCCCGUCCUUCACCGUCUCCUCCGUCCGCCUCGCGUCGCUGAACCUCACCUCCUCCGCCACCGCGCCGGUCCUCACCGACGCCAUCACGCUGACCGUCACCGCCCGCAACCCCAACAAGAAGAUCGUCUAUCUCUACGGUGACUUCACCCUCUCGGCCGCCACGGCCGCCAACGCGCUCCCGCUGGGCAGCGCGACGGUGCCCGGGUUCGCGCACGCGGCCGGCAACACCACGGUGCUGACCGCCACCAUCGCCUCCGACGCGGCGACGGUGGACCCCAGCGCCAGCGCCGACGUGAAGAAGUCCGGCGGGUUCAGCGUGGUGCUGGACGCGGACACGAGCGCGGGCGCCCGCGUGGGCAGCCUCAAGACGAAGAAGAUCGGCAUCCAGGUGCACUGCGAGGGCAUCAAGGUGACCCCGCCGCCCCCGCCCCCGCCCCCGCCGGCGCCCAGGAAGGCCAAGGGCGGCAAGAACGGCACCGUCGCGCUCGCGCCGGCGCCGGCCCCGUCCGACGCCGACGCGACGACGAGCGCGACGGUGAGCACGGCCGCGCACUCGUGCAAGGUCAGGGUCCGCGUCAAGAUCUGGAAGUGGACUUUCUAGGUACGGAAGCGGGCUGGCAGCGCAUUACGAUUAGGGGCUGGGCUGGAGCACGAGAGGUUUUCCAGGAAAGCUUUUUUCGCUUUGAUAUACGCACUAUAAUUUAUUUACAGUUAUUGUAUUGGAGCAGACGAGUAGGAACCCAUCCAUGCGUGCGUCGCGUCGGUGUAAAUUCCCCCCAGGCAUUUUUCUUCUCGAGCUUUACUUCUUCUUAUUUUGUUUUCUUGAAACACUUUUUUUUUGUGUCAUUGAGUAGCGGGUGUAUAAUUGGGUGAGAUCUGAUAUUGUACACUGUAUAAUUCGAAUGGAUUUAUUUUAAGCUUGCA
Molecule: messenger RNA, 1348 nt
Organism: Panicum hallii
Lineage: Eukaryota; Viridiplantae; Streptophyta; Magnoliopsida; Poales; Poaceae
Product: NDR1/HIN1-like protein 13
Exons: 1
Coding region: 144-1025 (293 amino acids)
Cellular component (GO): plasma membrane
Source: RefSeq, a predicted model, not a curated record